Molecule: messenger RNA, 1832 nt
Organism: Vespa crabro (European hornet)
Lineage: Eukaryota; Metazoa; Arthropoda; Insecta; Hymenoptera; Vespidae
Gene: Pka-C3
Product: cAMP-dependent protein kinase catalytic subunit PRKX
Exons: 5
Coding region: 724-1719 (331 amino acids)
Biological process (GO): protein phosphorylation
Molecular function (GO): protein serine/threonine kinase activity; ATP binding
Source: RefSeq, a predicted model, not a curated record
GGGGAGGGAAGAAAAAUAUUUUUCCGAUUGGAAAAGGUGUGAAAGAUGCGAGAGUCUUUCGAACACAUUCCAAGUGACACUUCGUAAUUCGUACGUCUGUCUACUUUCUCUCGUUCCUCGUUCCUCGACGUCGUCGUCGUCGUUGUCGUCGUCGUGCGUGCGUGUCGUGCCGUGCCGUGCCGUGCUGUGCCGUGUCGUGCCGUGCCGUGCCGUGCCGUGCCGUGUAAUAAAAGUCAAUAGAAGUCCAUAGAGAAUUGUCGUGAUACUUUAAGCUUUAAAACUUUAGGUACGCGUAUAGAUUUCAUCGUCAGAUAUUAAAUAUCACGUUCUUGAUCUAACGAGGAGAGAAAGAGAGAGAGAGAGAGAGAAAAAAAAAAAGAGAUUAAGGACAUUGAUUGCUAUGAUAUUUAAGUACAGCAUACGAAAGGGUCCAAAGGAGUUAUGAGAUUGACUCGGUGCUCUGCAUGAAUCUAAGAAUACACCACCGCGGGUGGAUCGUUGAACCAGCUUUUCCUCUCUUUCCUCUCCACGUGUCGACGAGAGCCUCGCUAACGAAAGAAAUAAAUCACAAGAAUUUUCUCUCUCUCUCUCUCUCUCUCUCUCUCUCUCUCUCUCUCUCUCUCUAGCUCUAUCUCUUGCUUUUCUUCUCUCUGUCUCUUGGUCUUUCUCUUCCUCUUUCUUUGAAAACGUUUACGCGGGAUCUCCCGCAGUUUACUUGAAAGGAUGUCUGGGGACAGCACGUCAGAUGAGGAGGGCUCUCAAGAGGAUCCACCCCGAUACGAUGUCGACGACAUGGAAAUCGUCAAAACGAUCGGUACGGGAACAUUUGGGAGAGUAGUAUUAUGCAGACAUCGUGGAAAACCUCUCGCUUUGAAGAUACUCUCUAUGGUCGAUGUGAUCAGGCUGAAACAAGUCGAACACGUUCGCAACGAGAUCACGGUACUAAAGGAGGUCAAUCACCCCUUCAUAGUCAACAUGCUUUGGAGUGGUAGAGAUGAAGCCAGACUCUACAUGCUAUUCGAAUUCGUAGCCGGUGGCGAACUCUUUUCUUAUUUAAGAGCAGCCGGAAGAUUUUCUGGACCAACCAGUUGCUUUUACGCGGCUGAAAUCGUCUGCGCAUUGGAAUACCUUCACAGCAAGCACAUCAUUUAUAGAGACUUAAAACCAGAAAAUCUACUUCUCGAUAGUCAAGGACACCUGAAAAUUACCGACUUUGGUUUUUCGAAGAAAUUAACUGAUAGAACUUGGACUCUUUGCGGUACACCGGAAUAUUUGGCGCCGGAAAUCAUUCAGAAUAAAGGUCAUAACAAAGCUGUUGAUUGGUGGGCCCUUGGUGUACUGAUUUACGAAAUGUUGGCUGGAUUCCCACCGUUUUUCGAUGAUAAUCCAUUUGGAAUAUAUGAGAAAAUACUCAGCGGUAGGAUAGAAUGGCCUAAACACAUGGAUCCCAUUGCUAAAGAUCUCAUCAAGAAAUUACUCAUCGCAGACAGAACGAAGAGAUUAGGAAAUAUGAGACAAGGAGCUGAAGAUGUUAAGAGGCAUCGUUGGUUCAAGCUAGUAGAAUGGCCCUUGGUACCUCAAAGAGCUUUGACACCACCGAUAAGGCCAAGAGUGAAAGCACCUGGUGAUCCUAGUUGUUUCGAUGAUUAUCCUGAAACCGAUUGGCGUUCUCAACCACCUUUACCACCUGACCAACUGGCACUCUUCCAAGACUUUUAGCCAAAUUCUAAGGAGAUACUAAAGUAUCUCUCACAGAUCGGUGAUACGUUUCUAUCAUUUUUACAAGUUCAAUUCAUAAGUUGUUAGAAUAUAUAUAUAUAUAAUAAAUAUAU